This is a messenger RNA of Coccinella septempunctata (seven-spotted ladybird), 7549 nucleotides long. Its product is annotated as fatty acid synthase-like. Gene Ontology annotation, molecular function: 3-oxoacyl-[acyl-carrier-protein] synthase activity; fatty acid synthase activity; oxidoreductase activity. The transcript is spliced from 8 exons. The coding region runs from base 82 to 7188 and encodes 2368 amino acids. NCBI's taxonomy places the organism in Eukaryota, Metazoa, Arthropoda, Insecta, Coleoptera, Coccinellidae. The record is from RefSeq and is a predicted model, not a curated record. Gene Ontology annotation, biological process: fatty acid biosynthetic process.
UCGUUUUCCAUACUCAGAAGGUGAAAUUCUCGACGAGUGACAUUCAGACUUUUAGUGAUAGUUCAGUUUUUGUUCGGUGAGAUGGCGCGGGCCUCAUCGGAAAAAAUGAACGGUUCACCCGAACCACCCCAGGUCCAAAUCGCCAUAACCGGACUAUCCGGUCGUUUCCCGGAAAGCGACAACAUCGAGGAAUUCAAACAGCAGCUGCUCGACGGAAUCGACAUGAUAACCAGCGACCCCAGAAGAUGGCCCUCUGGUCUCCACGGCCUACCCGAGAGAUUCGGCAAACUGAAGAACCUGACCCACUUCGACGCCCAACACUUCGGGGUGCACGCCAAGCAAGCCGAACAGAUGGACCCGCAGGUCCGCCUGUUGCUCGAGGUCACUCACGAGGCAAUCCUAGAUGCCGGCUACAACCCCAACGAACUCAGAGGCACCAAAUGUGGAGUCUUCAUGGGCAUCUGCGCCAGCGAAUCGCUGGAAUACUGGGAAAGGGACGCGGAUGAGAUCAACGGCUACGGUCUGACUGGAUGUUCACGAUCCAUGUUCGCGAACCGGAUAUCGUACGCCUUCGACUUCAAAGGACCAAGUUUUACGGUCGACACUGCGUGCUCGAGCAGCCUUUACGCUUUCUCCCAAGCCAUCAAAGCCAUACAGUCUGGCGAGUGCGAUUCUGCGAUAGUUGGAGGUGCGAAUUUGCUCUUGAAGCCUAACGCUUGUCUUCACUUUCUUCGUUUGGGAAUGGUGAGCCCGGAAGGAGCCUGCAAAUCGUUCGACAGCUCAGCCAACGGUUACGUCAGGGCUGAAUCGGUAGCCGCUAUACUGCUGCAGAAAUCAGGCGUGGCUCGAAGAGUUUACGCUUCAGUCCUAGGCGCCAAGACCAACAGUGACGGUUACAAAGACUUGGGAAUCACCUACCCAUCCGGUGAGAUCCAGCUAAGGUUGAUCCAGGAGAUUUACGCAGAAACCGGCGUAGAUCCCACUCAGAUUGAUUAUCUGGAAGCCCACGGUACAGGUACAAAAGUUGGCGAUCCCCAAGAACUAAACGCAGUUGCAGAAUUCUUCUGUAAGAACCGAAACGAUCCUUUAAUGAUCGGUUCCGUGAAGAGCAAUAUGGGUCAUUCAGAAGGCGCUUCUGGCGUUUGCUCCAUCGCCAAGGUAGUCAUAGCCAUGGAAACGGGGAUCAUACCCAAAAAUCUGCAUUUUAAGAACCCAAAUCCAGAGAUACCUUCUUUAUCUGACGGUCGACUGAAGGUGGUCACAGAGAAUAUUCCGUGGAGAGGUGGCACUGUUGGUAUCAACUCCUUCGGUUUUGGAGGAGCUAAUGCCCAUGUGAUUCUCCGUUCCAACGUCAAACCCAAAAUAACACCAAAAUCCAUAAAUAUUCCUCGACUUAUUGGAGUUUCAGGAAGAACAGAAGAGGCAGUGAAAGAACUCCUGGAUGUAUCCAUAAAAAACAAAGAUGACUCUGAAUUCCUAUCGCUUUUAGACCAAAUUCACAGCUCUCACAUACCGGGACACAAAUUUAGAGGAUACGCCCUUCUGGAAGGUUCAUUCCCUAGUGAAAUACAUCCAGUAGCUUCAGAUAGAAGACCAAUUUGGUACGUUUAUCCAGGAAUGGGAACCCAGUGGCCUGCGAUGGGUAGGGACUUCAUGAAGGUUGGACCAUUCAGAAGGUCCAUCCAGAAAACUGCAGCGGUUUUGAAGCCUCACGGGAUAGAUUUAGAAGAUUUGAUCGUAAACGGGAACGAAGAAACUUUCGAAAACGUUGUGAAUGCUUAUGUUGCCAUAACUGCGAUACAGAUAGCUUUAACUGAUAUGCUCAGAUUGUUGGGAAUUGAACCUGAAGGUGUUAUUGGUCAUUCGUUCGGAGAAGUAGGUUGCGCAUACGCAGAUGGGUGCUUAACGGCGGAACAGGCUAUACUUUGUACGUUGGAAAGAGGUUUAGCAAUCACCAGAAGCAAUUGCCCGCCUGGAUCUAUGGCUUCGGUUGGCCUCACUUGGAAAGAAGCCAAAGAAAGAUGUCCCCCCUUAGUCUACCCCGCAUGCCACAAUAGUGAAAAUAACGUGACAAUUUCAGGAGACCGAAAAGAACUAAGCAAAUUCAUAAUGACCUUGGCUUCAGAAGAUGUGUUCGCGAGAGAAGUGAAAAGUGCUGGAUUCGCAUUCCACUGCAGGCACAUCUCCAAAGCUGCACCCCUGCUUCAAAAAUCCCUCGAGAACGUAAUACCAAAUCCAAAAACACGUUCUGCCCGUUGGGUGUCUACCUCAGUACCUGAAUCGUCCUGGAACAAACCCUCAGCCAACCUCUGUUCACCUGAGUACUUCGUCAAUAACUUACUAAGCCCUGUCUUGUUUAGAGAAGCAACGAACCAUAUCCCAAAAAAUGCGUUAAUAGUUGAAAUUGCACCCACAGCCCUAUUCCAGAGCUUACUCAAGAGAUCAGUUGGUGGUGAAUGCUCAACUGUCAGUCUAUCGAAAAGGGGUCAAAGUGAUAACGUUAGUUUCUUCAUGUCAGCUAUUGGGAAGAUGUACGCGGCUGGUGCCCAACCAUGCCUGAGCGGUCUGUAUGGAAAGCCCAGUUUUCCAGUAGGAAGAGGAACAGGCAUGAUCUCUCCCCAUGUAAAGUGGGACCAUAGUACCGAAUGGGCAGUAGCUUCUUUCGUCGAUGAGACACAACAAUCUGGCGAGUGCCUUGUUGAAGUAGAUAUGACAAAAGAGGAAAACAAAUAUUUGUUGGACCACAAAAUAGACGGGCGAGUUUUAUAUCCAGGAGCUGGAUAUUUGAUCCUUAUUUGGAAGACCUUCGCCAAACUCAAAAACCAAGACUUCGAGAAAAUGCCAGUCGUACUGGAAGACAUUCACCUACACAGAGCCACUAUCCUAUCGAAAGAAGAAACUGUGAAAUUCUUCAUUAACAUAUUAAUGGGAACGGGUGCAUUUGAGCUUCGGGAAGGCGGUUCCCUAGUGGUAUCUGGUAAAAUAAGAGUUCCUGAGGAUAUAAAUAAAGAAACUGUGGAAAUGUCGAAGUUUGAGUCGCCUGCCAAGGAUGACCAUUUACCCUUAUCGAAAGAAGAUAUUUACAAGGAUUUGCUACUAAGAGGAUACGAAUACUCUGAUUCCUUCAAAGGCAUAGUGAAAUCUGAUAAUAUAGGCCAUCAAGGCGACAUACUUUGGAAUAAUAAUUGGAUAUGUUUCGUAGAUUUCGUUCUACAAUUCACAGUAAUCUCUAAGAACACCCAAGAUUUAGUGAUACCAACCAAAUUACAGAAACUAAUAAUAGAUCCAAUAGUACAGAAAGAAGCUUUGUGGAAGAACUCUGGGGUUCUUCCUGUGGAAUUCAACAGAGAUUUGGGAAUAAUAAAAUGUGGAGGUGUUGAAGGAAGAGGUCUGAAAGCUUCUCUGGCCCCUAAGAGGUUAAACCACAGGCAUCCAAAACUGGAGAAAUAUAAGUUUAUCCCUUACCAUCUAACAGAAAAUCAUGGAAGAGCUACAAACUUGAGCAAAACCGAAUUACUGACAAUCCUUUCGCAAAUCGUACUUGAGAAUAGUUCCAGUGGUACGAAGCUGAAAAUGAACGAGGUUAUUCUUAAGGGCCCAGUAGAAUCUUCUUUGUCUCCACUUCUGAAAAAAAUUCUUGAAAGUGAACCUUCGGUUUCUGUGGACUCAACUGUGGUGACAUUCCAACCUGUUGACACGACGUUGUUGAAUGAAUGUGGGAUAAAGCAUUCUCAAGCUUUGAACGAGAAUGUAGAUUUUUCAGUGUGCCAUGAUUUACUCACCUCGAAUGAUAUUGAAACCUUCAAAACCAUUGUUAAUGCAAUUAGGAAAAAGGGGUUUAUUCUACUUGAGGAAUCUAAAACCACCCCUGCUCACCUAGAUUUCACCACCAUCGGUCUUCAAAUGAUCAGCAGUAUAAAGACAUCGAAAAACAACUAUUUCCUCCUAAGAAAACAACCUCAUGAACAUUCAAACAGCGUUAUGAUCAAAAUAUCCAAUGCUGAUUUCUCAUGGGUGGAACCCUUGAAAAAAGCUGUGAUGGAAAGCGAUGCGAAAGGAAACAAAGUAUACCUUUACUCGGAGGAAAAACUGAAUGGGGUUAUGGGAAUGGUUAAUGCUUUGAGAAAAGAGACUGGUGGAUCAAAUUUGAGGUGCAUUUUCAUCCAGGACCAAACUUCGAAGCCCUUUUCCAUUGACAAUUGUUCAGACCAGCUGAAAGGAGAUUUAGUUCAUAAUAUUUUUAAGGAAGGAGUGUGGGGGUGCUAUAGACAUUUGAUGCUGGAAAACAUCGAGGAGUCCAACAGAAAAUUGGUGCCUCAUGCCAUCAUUAACACACUUACCAGAGGAGACUUGUCCAGUUUGAGAUGGAUUGAGAGUCCUCUAUCCAAUAAUCAUAAGGGUAUUGAACUCUGCAACGUCUACUAUGCCUCAUUGAAUUUCCGCGACAUCAUGCUUGCAACAGGUAGGCUGCCUCCUGACGCCCUACCUGGUAAGUUAGCUGGUAAGGAUAACAUACUAGGAUUGGAAUUCGCUGGUAGAGAUUCCAAUGGGGAUCGUUUGAUGGGUCUGGUAGAAUCGAGAAGUUUGGCAACGACUGUUAUGCUUGACAACCAGUUCUACUGGAAGGUGCCCGAAAAAUGGAGCUUGGAGGAGGCAGCAACGAUUCCAGUGGCGUACUGUACUGCCUACUACUCACUAAUACAAAGAGGAAAUCUACAACCAGGUGAAUCUGUAUUGAUUCAUGCAGGAAGUGGAGGAGUUGGCAUUGCUUCAAUCUCACUUGCUCUUCAUAUGGGAUGUCAAGUGUUCACCACCGUUGGCAGCAGACCCAAACGCGAAUUUCUCAAAAAAACAUUCCCAGAAUUAUCGGACAAAAACAUAGGCUACUCGAGGGACACUUCCUUCGAACAGUUCAUACUGUCUGAAACACGCGGUAGAGGUGUUGAUGUUGUUCUGAACUCAUUGGCAGCAGACCAGCUCUACGCUUCCGUACGAUGCUUGGCAAACAACGGUAGAUUCUUGGAGAUAGGGAAAGUGGACCUUUCCAACGAUUCUCCGCUAGGCAUGAACGUGUUCCUUAAGAAUAUAUCAUUCCAUGGAAUUCUAGUCGAUGCCCUUCACGACCCUGCAAUGGCUAAAGUCCAAACCGAAUUGGUGAAGUUGGUCAGUGAAGGAAUUGAUAAUGGGGCAGUAAGACCUCUACCAGCAACGGUGUUCAGCGAAGGCCAAGUAGAAGAAGCCUUCAGAUACAUGGCAACAGGUCAACACAUUGGAAAAGUAGUUAUCAAAAUCCGCGACGAGGAACCACAAACUCGCGUCAAACCGAUACCAAAACUGGUAUCGGCCAUUCCACGAGCUUACAUGAACCCCGAAAAAAUUUACAUUCUUGUUGGUGGACUAGGAGGUUUAGGAUUAGAACUAACUAACUGGUUGGUGAAUAGGGGGGCUACAAAAGUCCUGUUAUCCUCAAGAUUUGGAAUCAAAACGGGAUACCAAUCUCUCUGCGUGAGGAAAUGGAGGGAGAAGGGGGUAACAGUUAUCAUUUCAACCGAGGAUGUCACAACUGAGACUGGUGUCAGGCGUUUGAUCCAACAUGCAAAAACCCAUGGUCCUGUUGGAGGUAUAUUCAAUUUGGCAGCAGUAUUGAGGGAUAAAACCUUGAAAAACCAGACCGAAGAGACCUUCAGUAUCUGCUGUCUUCCCAAAGUAACAGUCACAAUGCAUCUUGAUAAGGUUUCGCGAGAAACCACAAAGGAUUUGGAUUAUUUUGUGAUCUUCUCCUCAGUGACGUGCGGCAGGGGUAAUAUUGGUCAAUCAAACUAUGCCUUCGCCAACUCUGUGAUGGAACGAAUCUGCGAAGAUCGUCGAGAAGCAGGCCUGCCAGGAUUGGCCAUACAAUGGGGAGCUGUUGGUGAUGUUGGUCUAGCUAUGGAAUUGCUAGGUACGAACGAUAUGGAACUGGCGGGUACUUUACCUCAACGAAUAUCAUCUUGUUUGAACACACUGGAUGUUUUCCUGGAACAGAGCAACCCCAUCGUUUCAAGUUUGGUUCUGGCGGACAAUCAAGCCUCCGUAAACGCCAAGAAUAAAGUCGAUUUGAUCGAUACCAUCGCUAACAUCCUUGGACUGAAAGAUAAGAACAAUUGGCCGAAGAACUCAACGCUUUCUGAGCUCGGAAUGGAUUCGCUGAUGACAGCUGAGAUAAAGCACACCCUGGAGCGUAAUUUCGAUAUCAUCUUGAAUUCUGCCGAAAUCAGAGCAUUGACUCUAGAUAAAUUAACGACGUAUGAGUCAAACUUAAGAUCUACUGACGAUUCUACGCUCAAGUCGUCCAAUAAGGAAAAUCAACAAUUGGUUGUUCGAAACAUAGAAGUGAUGCCUAAAAGAACUUUAGUAAAGAUGUCAAAGGAAGACGUUAGUUGCAGCAAAUCCCCAUUGUUCAUCAUACAUCCCAUCGAAGGAAAAGUAGAUGCGUUAGCUGGAAUGGCCAGAAGGAUAAAAGCUCCUGUUUAUGGUCUACAAUGUACAGCGGAUGCCCCAUUAGAAGAUAUCGAGACAUUGGCCAAAUUUUACUUGGAACAUGUCAAAACGGUGCAACCCCAUGGUCCUUACACGAUAGUGGGUUACUCGUUUGGAGCCUGUGUUGCUUUCGAAAUGGGUCUUCAGCUCGAGAAAGAAGGACAAGAGGUCAAACUCUGGUUUAUUGAUGGCUCACCAUCUUAUGUGUCUGUUCACUUGGUGAGAGAAAGAGCAAAUAAAUCGAUAGAGGCUAAUACGGACGAGGAGCAGAGUGAAGCUUUGGUUUUCUUCAUGACACAAUUCAGGGAUGUAGAUGAGGAAAAGAUAGUUGCUGAACUCAUGGAGUUACCCUCAUGGCAAGAGAGACUGUCUUCAAGUAUGAAGACCUUAUCUGCAAUGACUUCACUUCCAGCAAGUGAACUUGCGUUAGCUGCUUCGAGUUUCUUCCAUAAAAUUCAAGCUGCCGAUAAAUACAAGCCAUCCACAAAAAUCCGAGGAGAAGUUUGCUUGUUAAAAGCUACGGACAAUGAUCUGAAGUUGGACAGGGACUAUGGGUUAUCAGAGAUUUGUCAACAAAUGGUGAAAAUAUAUACCCUGGAAGGGAACCAUACGUCCAUCUUGACUGGAAGCACAGCGGAGAAGCUUGCCAAUAUACUGCAACCGAAGUAGUAGCUGAUAUCAGAAAGAAGAGAAGGGAUUUUUCCUUGAAUCGAAGGACCAUUAAUUUUUUCUGGAUUUUUUAUUUAUUUAUUAUCAUUUCUGUUUUGGAUAAUCGACUGAUAGAAACGGGUUCCAGAGCGGAGAACAGAAAACUCUCAUUCAUCUUUACAGUUUUAGACUAUCUGUUCAUAAGAAAGAUAUCCGACGAUGUGAUGGUCUGAAAAUGACCCUAUUGAUCGAAUUGGUCUUAAUAAUUGACCAAUGAGUAUCAUUUUGGAUCAUCAUAUCUAUGAAAAAAAUGCAUAAGACCAUUAGAUAUUAUUUAUUUGAAUCCAAAAUAUCCGACAUCUUUCUCUUGGUGAAUAUUAGA